Eruca vesicaria subsp. sativa (arugula) is the source of this 2417-nucleotide messenger RNA. NCBI's taxonomy places the organism in Eukaryota, Viridiplantae, Streptophyta, Magnoliopsida, Brassicales, Brassicaceae. The record is from the annotation of a GenBank genome assembly.
CAAAAAACCGCAAGAAAUUAAAAGGCUCCUAACAUGGCAGAUUCAAGCUCUUCACUUCUUCCUCUUUGCGAAAGGAUCUCAUACAAAAGAUAUUUUCUAAGAGCUGUGGAUCUCACGAUUCUCGGGCUUCUCUUUUCUCUUCUAUUGUACCGGAUUCGACAUAUGAGCCAAAACGACACCGCUUGGAUCGUGGCUUUCCUAUGUGAAUGUUGUUUCACUUUCGUAUGGCUGCUUGUUACUUCCACAAAAUGGAGUCCUGCUGAACAUAAACCAUAUCUUGAUAGACUUGAUGAAAGGGUUCAUGAGCUUCCAUCGGUAGAUAUGUUUGUUACCACGGCGGAUACGGUUCGCGAGCCGCCGGUUCUUGUUUUGAACACCGUGCUUUCGCUGUUAGCUGUAAACUAUCCGGCAAAUAAACUAGCUUGUUAUGUGUCGGACGAUGGAUGCUCACCUCUCACUUACUUCUCUCUCAAGGAAACUUCUAAGUUCGCCAAGAUUUGGGUUCCUUUCUGCAAGAAAUACAACGUUAGAGUUAGAGCUCCUUUUAGAUAUUUCUUGAACCCUCUGAACGCAACAGAGGAUUCAGAAUUCAGUAGAGAGUGGGAAAUGACAAAGAGGGAGUACGAGGAGUUAGUGCAAAAAGUGGAAGACGCCACCGGAAAUUCUUCUUGGUUGGAUGCUGGCGAUGAUUUUGAAGCUUUCUCAAACACAAAGCCAAGUGAUCAUUCAACUAUAGUGAAGGUGAUAUGGGAGAACGAGGAAGGUGUAGGAGACGAGAAAGAGGUCCCUCAUUUUGUCUACAUUUCAAGAGAGAAAAAACCUAAUUGCCUUCAUCAUUACAAAGCUGGAGCCAUGAACUUUCUGGCAAGAGUGUCAGGGUUGAUGACAAAUGCACCGUACAUGCUGAACGUAGACUGCGACAUGUACGCGAAUGAAGCAGAUGUGGUGCGACAAGCAAUGUGUAUAUUUCUUGGAGGAUCUAUGAAACAAAACGAUUGUGCUUUUGUUCAGUUCCCUCAAAUUUUCUAUGAUUCUAGCAUCGGUGAACUCGUCGUCUUACAAACAUAUGUGGGAGGAGGAAUUGCGGGAAUCCAAGGACCAACGUAUGCAGGCUCGGGAUGUUUCCACACUAGAAGAGUUAUGUAUGGUCUUUCUGUAGACGAUUUAGACGAUGAUGGAAAUUUAUCUUCACUUGCUACAAGGAAGCUUUUGGCUGAGGAGAGUUUAGAGAAAAAAUUUGGGAAGUCUAAAGAGAUGGUGAAAUCGAUGGUUGAUGCAUUACAAAGAAAAUCAAACCCCCAAGACACCCUCACAAACUCUAUAGAAGCCGCUCAAGAAGUGGGGCAUUGUCACUACGAGGACCAAACCAGCUGGGGCAAAACCGUCGGUUGGUUAUACGAUUCAACGACGGAAGAUGCACACACUAGUGUUGGAAUCCAUUCAAGAGGCUGGACUAGCUCAUAUAUAUCUCCGGAACCACCGGCGUUUCUUGGGUGCAUGCCGCUGGGUGGACCCGAUGCAAUGGUUCAAAAUCGGCGAUGGGCGACGGGUUUCCUUGAAAUUCUUUGUACCAAACAAAAUCCAUUGAUCGGAAGUUUUUGCAAGAAAUUAAGAUUCCGACAAAGCUUGGCUUAUCUUUAUUUGUUUACAUGGGCUCUGAGGUCAAUUCCUGAGCUCUUUUAUUGCCUCUUGCCUGCUUAUUGCGUACUCCACAAUUCUACCUUAUUUCCCAAGGGAGUUUGUAUAGGUAUAAUCGUUACACUUGUGGGGAUACACAGCCUCUAUACUCUAUGGGAAUUUAUGAGCCUUGGGUUUUCCGUAAGUUCAUGGUAUGCCUCCCAAUCGUUUUGGAGAAUAAAAACCACUGGUAGUUGGUUAUUUAGCAUCCUUGAUAUCAUUCUUAAGCUUCUUGGAAUUUCCAAUACCGUCUUCAUAGUCACUAAAAAGACUAUUUCCAAGACGAGAGUAGAGUCAGGGGAUGGUCCAAACAAAGAUUCAGAUAAAUUUGAAUUCGAUGGUUCACUUUUUUUCUUGCCCGGCACCUUCAUUCUGUUGGUAAAUUUAACGGCUAUAGCUUGUUUUUUAACGGGUCUACAUUGGUUGGAUCGUAGCUAUGAAGGAAGUGGUUCGAGUUUGAUAGAGGCUUGUGGAUGUAUUGUGGUGGUAAUGUUGUUCCUUCCAUUUCUAAAAGGUUUGUUUGAGAAGGGAAAAUAUGGUAUCCCAUUGUCUACUCUUUCUAAAGCUGCCUUUUUAGCAGCUUUAUUUGUUGUUUUCUCUGUAAGAAACUAGUAUAAAGAAAAGAUCGACUUUGUUGUGCAACGUAGCUAAGUUUAUCAUGGCAUUGUCACAAUGGAAAUUAAUGGUUUUUAUCCAAUUAGUCUCUAGUUUCUCAUUGUACUUGUAUAUAUAUGGUUCAG